GUCACAGCGAAAAGAACUCUGUACUUUCACCCGGCGAAUAUUAUAUCGGCAAACCGAAUCAUGGAGCUCGAGAAAUCGCUGAAGCCCACCGUCACCUACCACCUGUUCUUGUACCGAGUGGAGCUGGCCCGUCGGAAUGCCCGGCAGCUGCGGCUUUCCCGCACCAAGAUCGAGAUCACGGACGAGCUCAUCUCCAAUACGGUGCGCAACCUGAAGACGUGCAGCAUGGACGACCUAAAGGCGGUCAACCGGGAGCUUCUGUUCAAGCGGAAACUGCGGAGCAACGUGUCCAAGCUGAAAAAGGAGGCCAAGCGGCAGCAGCGCGAGGAGAACCAGCCGAAACAGGAUUAGUG
Drosophila ficusphila is the source of this 353-nucleotide messenger RNA. RefSeq lists its product as uncharacterized. Bases 61 to 351 code for a protein of 96 amino acids. The record is from RefSeq and is a predicted model, not a curated record. NCBI's taxonomy places the organism in Eukaryota, Metazoa, Arthropoda, Insecta, Diptera, Drosophilidae. The transcript has a single exon.